Knipowitschia caucasica is the source of this 690-nucleotide messenger RNA. NCBI's taxonomy places the organism in Eukaryota, Metazoa, Chordata, Actinopteri, Gobiiformes, Gobiidae. The record is from the annotation of a GenBank genome assembly.
AUGAACCACGCCUGCGGAAGACGUUGCACUGCGAGCAUGAGGCGCCCAGCCGAAGAGCAGCACCUGUUUGGGGACGUGACAGAGGACAGGAACGGACCCAAGAGACCUUGGUCCUCCUCCUCUAUCACCCCUCUCUCCAUGUCCAACGCUGAGGGAGCAUCUACGAAACCUUCGAUGAGGGUCAUCACGUGUGCCGGUGGCCAGUGUGACCGGCCAGAAAACGCCUCCCGGCUUGAGAUGGACGAGCCCGCAUUCCCUUGGCCUCAGUUGGAACAGGUUGACUUGUAUCGGCAGAAUAGCCCCGACGACCAGCGAGAGACUCCCCCACGCCCCCCUCGUCUUCUUCCCGUUCAGACCCUGCACUUCGACUCUGGAGACACUGUGACGCUGACGUGCCUGGCCACCGGCUUUCCGGCGCCUGCCCUGUGUCUUUUUCUCCCUGUACGCAGAAACGGCGGCGCGCCAGUGACUCUCGCUGCAGUAUCCGUCAGUGCUGAUGAACAAAGCGUCCUCCGGGAGUCAGUCAGGUGUCCCGGGUCCGGCGCCAAGUACUGGGAACCGGCCCAACACUCCGUCAAGUGCAAGAGUGGAGCACGAGGGCGGCUCCAGGAAGUGGGACCUUUAUCAAAGCAGCCGCAGAGUUUCCUGACGCUGCCCAAGGGAGACCCUGGUCGACGAUACGAGGAAUGA